Molecule: messenger RNA, 2637 nt
Organism: Lathyrus sativus (Indian pea)
Lineage: Eukaryota; Viridiplantae; Streptophyta; Magnoliopsida; Fabales; Fabaceae
Source: the annotation of a GenBank genome assembly
AUGGCAUCACUGGUUGCCAGUGGGAGCAGUCAAAUGUCUUCUUCAGUUUCUGUCCAAGAAAAAGGAAGUAGGAAUAAGAGAAAAUUCAGGGCUGAUCCACCUUUAGGAGAUCCAAAUAAGGUUAUACCUUCACUUCAGCAUGAUGGUCUCAGUUAUGAGUUCUCUGCUGAAAAAGUUGAAAUGACCCCAUGUUUUGGGCAAGUCACAGCUUCUGACUUGUGCAGUGGUAGCCACGAUUCUUCUGAUGGCUUGAAGCUUGACCUCGGAUUAUCUAGCCCUGCAAUUUCAUCCGAGGUUAGGCAUAGCCAACAUAAGGAUGAACUAGAGGCGGUUGAAUCCCAUGGGGUUGAUUGGAGUGAUCACACAGAAGCUCAGUUGGAAGAACUUCUCCUGAGCAAUUUGCAAACCAUUUUCAAGAGUGCAAUAAAAAAAAUUGUUGCUUGUGGCUACACUGAAGAUGUUGCUACAAAGGCUAUGUUAAGGCCUGGCAUCUGUUAUGGAUGCAAAGAUACUGUAUCUAAUAUAGUUGAUAACACAUUGAAUUUUCUAAGAAAUGGCCAAGAGUUUGAUCCUUCACGAGAGCAUUAUUUUGAAGAUUUAAUGCAGCUUCAGAAGUACAUCUUGGCUGAAUUGGUUUGUGUUCUUCGAGAGGUUAGGCCAUUUUUCAGUGUUGGUGAUGCAAUGUGGUGUUUGUUAAUUUGUGACAUGAACGUGUCCUAUGCUUGUGCAAUGGAUGGCGACCCUCUAAGUAGUUUAUACAGUGACGGCGUUGGUGAUGGCUGUUCUUCUGUCCAGACUGAAUCUCAAUCGAAAGUAGAAACCAAAGGUCCUGGAUUGAGUCUUCCAAGUCCUUGUAAUACAAUUCCCCUGGGUUCUCAAACUGAGAAAUCUUUUGUGGCAGAAAAUUCUCAAGUUCCCGGUGGACUCUUGGAGAAACAGGUUGCUAAUUCUGGAUUUCAUCCUGUUGACAAGUCAUCUAGUGCUUUUGCAACCUCUCAAUUUCCCCUGCUACAAGAUAAGGGUGGGAUUGUUAGAAAGGUCCACUCCAGUAGCACCAAGAGGGACUACAUAUUUCGUCAGAAGUCCAUCCAUGUGGAAAAAGGUUAUCGGACAUAUGGGUCUAAAGGGUCUUCAAGAGGAGGAAAGCUGAGUGGCUUGAGUGGUUUAAUCUUGGAUAAAAAACUUAAAUCUGUAUCAGAAUCUACUACCAUAAACUUAAAGAGUGCAUCCAUAAACAUAAGCAAGGCAGUGGGAGUUGAUGUCACUCAAGACAAUCUUAACACUUCUCGCUCAUCUAAUGAUGGACAAUCUACCCAUACUUCAUUUAGUCUGGAUCCUAGUGAUGGUAUUUCUCGUGCAGCCGAUCCUUCAUCUUCAGAACAUGAAGCAAAUGCUAAGCCUGCAGUCAGUGGCCCUCCAGAUGCAUUAUCGGCUACAGAUACUGACCUUUCUCUUUCACUGUCUUCAAAAAGCAGUUCUUCUAAGACACCUAUCUGCUGCAGUCACAAGGGUAGUUGUGUUGGGAUACCAUAUGACAAGUCUGUGGGACAAUGGUUGCCCCAAGAUAGAAAGGAUGAGCUGAUUUUGAAGAUGGUUCCGAGGGUUCGGGAGCUACAAAACGAGCUUCAAGAAUGGACAGAAUGGGCAAAUCAAAAGGUGAUGCAGGCUGCUCGUCGGUUGAGUAAGGAGAAGGCUGAGCUUAAGGCACUUAGGCAAGAGAAAGAAGAAGUUGAACGACUUAAAAAGGAGAAACAGUGUCUUGAAGAAAACACCAUGAAAAAGCUUUUUGAGAUGGAAAAUGCCUUGGGUAAAGCAGGUGGACAAGUGGACCGAGCUAAUACUGCAGUUCGGAAGCUCGAGAUGGAGAAUGCUGCAUUGAGGAAAGAGAUGGAGCUUGCUAAGUUACGUGCGGCAGAAUCAGCUACAAACUUUCAAGAUGUCUCUAAGAGGGAAAAGAAGACCCAAAUGAAGUUUCAAUCAUGGGAGAAUCAGAAAUCGUUGAUACAGGAAGAGCUAAUGACUGAAAAAAACAAAUUGGCACAGAUAUUGGCGGAAUCAAAGCAAGUCGAAGCACAAGCGGAGCAAUUUGAGGCUAAACGGCGGCAGGCAGCAAAGAAAACUGAAGAACUUCUCUCGCUGGCCAGUUCUCUAAAAAAAGAGCGAGAACAAAUUGAGGAGUCAGGCAGAGCCAAGGAGGAGAUGAUCAAAUUAGAAGCGGAGGCAGAACUGCAAAGAUACAAAGAUGACAUCCAGAAACUUGAAAAAGAAGUAGCACAAAUACGACAGAAAUCUGACUCUUCAAAAAUUGCUGCUCUAAAAAGAGGAAUCGAUGGAAGCUAUGCAGGUAGCUGGAAGGACAUGAAAAAGGGUUCAACUCUUGAUGAACCCCAGAAUGCAUCUAUUUCAGAGCUGGUCCAAAAGUUAAAUAGCUUCUCUAUGAUAGGAGGAGGUGUGAAACGGGAAAGAGAGUGCGUGAUGUGCCUUUCGGAGGAGAUGUCUGUCGUAUUCCUUCCAUGUGCUCAUCAGGUUGUUUGCACAAAAUGCAAUGAGCUCCAUGAAAAACAAGGUAUGCAAGAUUGUCCUUCAUGUAGGAGCCCCAUUCAGGAGCGGAUUUCUGUGCGUUAUAUGCGUACAUAA